UUGCAAUUUUGACUUUUAGGUUUAAUUUUUUUAACUUGUACCGUAAUUCAUUUUUUAUCGCCAAUGGUAUAAUGAAGCUUCAUGGUUGAGUUAAGCCGUUUUUCCGAUAUUAGUGAUGGGUGAUCUUUCUUUGUGCUUAAUCGCUGCUGUCAGUUGAAAGUGCGAUCGAUUGGGUGGUAAAGAAGCAAUUAAAAUGGAGCAAGAUCCGAGUCUGGGUCUUCCUCCCGCUCUUCCCAUCCCGAGCUUCGACACAAGCGCCCCGAGCCAUGCAACAAUCCAGUGGACCGAGGCGCACCCAUUGAAUAAAGCCUGGUUCUUGCAUGUCGUUGCAAUGGCAGACAUCAAACGAGAUUUCAAAGACCGCCAGGCAGAAGCAGACGAAGCUGUGGAUGGCUUUGAGGCGAUCAGUGGGACGUUUGUGACUACACAAGUCGUAGAACGAAUUAUCCAUCUCAAUUUCAAGAUCUUAAGCAGUCUGCAGCCCAAAUUUGUUCAGGAGGAUCAGCAGAAUGCCCUUCGACGAACGAUUGUGCGUCUGGUGCAUCGUCUGGCACUACUGGAAAUUGCGAGACCACUGCAUAACGAACUGUUGAAGCAGCUUAUUCCUCUGAUUGCAGCUGACAACGAAGAAGUUGGGAUUCUUUGUCUGAAACUGAUUUUGGAAAUUGUGAAAUUAGCACGUUCCAGUGCUUUGCAGCAGGCACCCACAGCUAUAUUUUCCAAUCCGCUGUUGUGCUCGUUCAUUGUGGACCUCUUGAAGCGAUGGGCAAAAUUGCCUGUCCUGGUGGAAAAGAUCAAGAAUUUGGGCAAUAUCGAAAUCCCCCUGACUGCUGACAAUGUUGUCGAUAUUAAUAAUCUGGCUGAGCAGUUGCUUUGCUCUGUGGAGAUUACACGAUCCAAUCGGGACGAACCAAACGUCAACCCUAAUACUAUUUUCGUAUUGCCAAAAGCCACAAAUUCGCUGCGGUUCCUUGCCGAAAGUAUAUUUCUUAUAAUGUAUACGCAGCAGAAUAUCAGGCCGAAGAUUGUCGAAAUGUAUCCCCAGUUUGGACAGGAUAUUGUUACUGUCUUGCGAGUGGAUUUCAACGCGGAAGAAAUCGAGAAGUACAUUCAGUCGUUAACGGAAUCUCUGGAUCAAGCCCGUGUUCUGGGAGCGUAUCAUGAAUUUAUGUUAGCUUACUGCAAAGUGCCACAACUUUUCGCAUACGUAGUGAGACAUUUUAUGCCAUCAACCGACCAGGCUACGAUUAUUGGCGCUGGCAUUGUCAAGCUGCUGACAAUUUGUCCGAAGGAAAUCAUUUGGGGACGGAGAGAUGUGUGCGGCGCUUUGAAACUCAUCGCUCAAUCUGAUUAUCGAACUGGAUUGAUUCCAUACAUCCCGCAGCUGGUUGAUGUGGACUUUCUUGUCGGUUCGGCCAGUGGCUCGAAAGAUAUGCUGAAAGCACCAGCAAUUACGAUAGCAAUGGAAGCACUGCAUUACCUACGCAGCAAUUUGUCGUUCGCGACAUUCGAGCAAGUGACGGAUUUGUGUAUCUCGUAUUUUUCGGAUCGCACACUGGGAUUAAUGCUGCAUAUGAACGUUCUGCGGACUGUCAGCACCAACCUCUCCGAAAGCAUGGUUCAGAAAGCACGCGAAGAAAAUAAGCUGGAGGAGUGUCGGGGUGUUAUUAUGAAGAUUUUCAGCAUGCUCAGUCUGCGGUUAAAAGUCAUGGUCAAAUACUCGUUACCUGUAUAUAAAACGAAAGCUAAAAGUGCACUGGCACAAGGUUCAACCGUGGAGCCGACGGAAUUAACUGAUAACGCCUCGCAGAAUCUCCAUGAGCAGCGCGGAUUUUUACGGGCCAUUUUUAAUGCCGUUAAAACAUUUUUGUGGUGCGUCCGGGAAUGUGGUGCGGAAGGCCAGCCCAACAUUCGAGCGGAGGAUCUUAAGAUAUUCACCCGAAUCUGCAAAUACGGUGUUCAGGCAACGGAAUUGUUUGUUGUUGGUAUUCCCCCGCAUUCGAAAUCAAACUCCUCCAUCUCUGCACGACCAUCGGAGAAGGAAUUUACAGAGCACGUUGCUGACGCAAUGAAGCAGUUUCCUCUAGACAUCUACCGGGAUAUCUUUCAGCAUAUAUUUUGGCGCUUUUUGGAGUUAUUUAAAGAUGAUCAACUCCAGCAAAUUUUGAGUGCAUUGCUGAAUUGUCUUUUGCCGUACCCUGGCUUUUCGGGCAUUACAACAACCACAAUGUUGGACGUGGCGAUUCCUCGAUUUCCGGAGCUGGCGGAAGCUGGAAUGGAAGUAUCAUCCUCCGUUCUUCAGAUUUUUAAAAUCCUGUUCGGUGCGGUAUCGCUGUAUCCUAAGGAAGUCGAGCAGUACUUCAAGCCUCUGGUGCAGAAGAUCUUCCAGCAAGGGUUUUAUUUGGCCAUGCGAGCACGAGAUCCAAUUAAUUUGUUCCUUAUGUUCCGAGCAUUCUUCCGAGCCAUGGGUGGCGGGGGGCACGAAGUAUUAUACCAAGAUUUCCUGCCAAAUUUCCCGAUGAUUCUCCAAGUGUUGUGUACUUUCCAUAGUCAGCGACAGAAACCGAAUUUCCGAGACAUCUUUAACGAAUUGUGCUUAAUUGUACCUGUGCGGCUUAGCACUUUGAUGCCCCACAUUAGUUUACUGGCUCCGGCGAUAUUGACUGCCAUGCAGGGAGCACCACAAUCCGUAACGCAGGGCCUUCGUACAUUAGAACUGAGCAUCGACAAUAUGCAGAGCGACUACCUUUAUGAACAGCUCGAGCCUGUGAAAAAAGACCUGAUGAAGGCUCUUUGGAAUAUCAUGAUGACUGGUAGCAACCAAAUGCAAAUUUCGGCGCUGAAGUUUCUGGGUAAGAUUUGUGGGCACGCCUUGAAAGCUAUCAGGGAACCACAGCCGCUGCACCCCAAAACGAUGGAGGAUGAGCUGGGACCUUGUCUAACGCUGCAAAUGCCGGCGGUACAACCAGUACAAGAACCCCUGCAGUUGCCGUUGUACCGUUUAAUCGAAGAAUCGUAUAAGAUAUUGCUGGAGCCCACCAUCGAUCCCACUAUUCGAAGUGCCGCCUGGAAUAUUGUGCAGUCGUUCCUGUUGGGGAUUAUUAGACCCGAUACAAACAUGCAGAUGUUAGAAAAUUUGCUGCAUCAUCCUAGUUUCAGACACAGUGAAAAGCGGAUGUUAUAUGUGGUCCACCAGAACAUCAAUCUGGACACUCCGUAUCCGAAAUGUGUGGACGAGAAAAACCGAUUUGCUGUUCAGAUGUGCCUGCAAGGUCUGAUGGUGGCAUGCGCUACAAAAGACUUCCAACCGAUUGCCGUACCUUUAAAAACGAAAUUGGUUCGCCAUUUCUGUUUAAUGGCAAUCGUUCAGCAGCACAAUUUCAAGUCAGAAAGUAAAACUGACGCCGGGUCCCCUCGAAAUUCGCAUCCUGGCGAUGCUAUCGAUCCAUAUGUGAUGUUGGACGCCUUAAUUUUUGUACUGGGCCAAGAAGAACCUGCCAUCAGUAAAACGGCCAACGCUGCAAUUAUGUUGAUUCUGGAAACGCUGAACGCAGUGUAUGAGGAUUUGAAAAAUUGUGUGGGAUUACCGUACCUCGGUUACCUGUAUGAGAAGUUGCAUUCACUGUGCUAUGACAAAUCGUGGUGUUGCAAAGCUGGAGCACUGUCUGGCCUGGACAAACUUGUCGUUUACAUGCCGUGCACGUGGACAAUGGAAAUGUCUGCAUUACUUACACGCGCGCUUAUGUUUGUUUUACGGGAUAGUUUCCAGAAGAUGACAUACGGGAUCAUCGAUCAGGCAAAAAAGUUAUUGGAGCGCAUCUUGAAUACGGUAUUGAAACCGCCGGGCUUGGACGCUUUACCACAGGAAAUUCAAAAUCUCCGGCAACAUGCCCUGCAGGAAAUCAUCCGAGAAUUUAUUCCGAAUACGAUAUGUGUGGUGGAUGAUGUACGAAAACAGGCAAUGGACGGCCUGAAAUUUAUCGCGGAAGCACUGCAUAAGCCUCUUGGUGACGUCCUCGAGCCUCAUAAAAAGCUCCUUAUAGAAUUCGUUCCUCCUAAGGGAAUUUCUAGUCUGAAAUCGUAUCAAAUGGCUCAUCAAACUGCUCUGCUGGAGGCCAAUGAGUUCUUCUUGACUCUCUCCCCUCCUGUUGUUGCAUACGAUCUGAACAAGGCGGAAGAUUACGAAAUAGUCAGAGAAGUGUUGGAUUUUGUGAUAUGCGAAGAUGAGAAGCUGCAAAAAUCGUACCCUUGCUUCGAUCCUAAUCAGUAUUAUCCAGUCAGUUUUCUGCCCUUCCGAAUAGCCGCGUUUAAGUUCCUGACGACCUUUGCCUCGGUGCCAUCUAUCUCUGCAGCUGUGCACCUGGUGCUUUUCAAUACACUCUCCCAAGGGUCGGAAGAACUUCUUGACAUUACGACAGAAUGUUUGAAAAAAUUUGCAUCGCUUUCCAAAAGCGGGCUGGAUGUGGUGACUGCCCAUAUCGCUUCUUGCUCCGAAAGGCUGAAGAAUCCUGCAUCCUGGAAUAAGGACCUGACGGACCGGUUAAGUCGUUUGCAGACCGUAUAUCCGCAGUUGUUCACGGAUGAGUUUGCUACCAUGACGUAUGCAGCACUGCAGCCCAGUCUGGAUAUUGCAUCGGAAGAACAGAAAGAAACACCACAUAUUUGCGAUGGGGUUAAGAAGUGUGCGCUGAUGAUAACCUUACUGCGUCGUACGGCAAAGGAACCGGAGAAGUAUGUCUCUAAUUUGGUGGACCUGGUGUCGACAACAGAAGAAACGCUGAUGUCUCGGAACGGACGACAGCUAACAAAUGCGUUAUCGGGAUACCUGACUGGAUACGGUGCGAUGGUGGUGGACUUAUUUUUCGCGGAAGACAGGAUUCUCACUCCAAAAUGGACUGAAUUCUUUGAGAAGCUGCUAAAGGGGAAGGAUGAUUUCGCGGCUGAGUUGAAACAACAGCUAACCAGCGGAAAGUUAGCCUAUAUUGUACGGCUGAUCACGUUUGGCGAUGAUUAUGAAGCGAACUGGCGACGAUUAUCGGUUGGUGUCCGGAUUCUCUACUUGCUGACCAAACGCGAUCCACAGUGGCUAAUUGCGAAUCAGGAAAUUAUUGGGCUCCUACGCUCAGUCUGGAAUAAUCCGUCGUAUCAUGCUAAAUUGCGGAACACUGCCAAUCAACAUCAUGACACGUGGGAGUUGUCUGUGAAGUUUCUGGUACUCCUGAUGCUGAAUGUUCGCAUGCAUGGAGAAGAUUUUGAUGCCCUUUUCGAAAUGACACGGCAUUCGUCGCGAUCGAUCGCGGAAGGAAGUCGUUGGCGGCAGUUUGUAGAGUGUCACAUUGUUCUGAGUCUUUCGCCGAAACAUCGCCGCGAAAUGUUCCUUAAAUGGCUGGAGUUGGUGAAGCAACGAAAGUACAGUGAUGAAUAUUUGUCGGAAAUCUGUGAUUUGAUUAUACAGCCGGUAUUGAAGCAGCAGUUUAUGCAGCCCACUGCGGAUCAGAUGAUUAAUGACACCUCAAAGACGGCUACUGCAGGUGCUGCACAAGGUAACCUUAUCAGUAUCACCGUGGACGCGUUGCUGAAUAUGGAAUUUUUGCUUAAACUGUCGGAUAUUCUGCGUGUCUCCAUACUAAAGCUGUUUGCACUGUUCACCGAGCAAGGAGAAAAUUAUUUUCCGGAACCGAAAGUGGAAAAGGACAAGCUGCUGGCUCGCUUCUGCUUGGUAGCUUGUGGAUUGCUUCAAAAAAGAGAGCAGGAACAUAUUCAGAUUGAUGUGGGAACGAUUUUUCAGUCUCAAAAUUUGUUAGCCCAAAUUUCCAUUCGGUAUACUAUUCCCCAAUCCUUUUACAUGACGAUUUUGCGGAGCCUGUUUACUGGUGGAAUGAUGGAACGGGGAUCGAAUAAAUCUGCAAUUGACAUUCUCUUGCCGAAUAUGAUCAGCCGCACGACGGAUGGCGCGAUGUUAUGCUGCAGGUUCCUCCGGCGAUAUGUAACGGACGAUAUGUCUAACUUGUCGAAUAAUUCUGUGAUUUUUUCCGCAAUAGUGCGGCAUCAUCUGGCGCUGUAUAAUUAUCGAGGACAUUUUAUUGGGAUUAUGGUACAGAAUUCGCAGAAGUUUGGCUUGGUCACGACCACCCAGAUCGAGUUAAAGCGGACAGCUGUGGAAAUGUUGGAAUGUAUUGUGCACUGGGAAGCCAUACGGAAGGGAGUCGAUGUGGACGGCGCAGACGGGGAGGGCCUCUUCGGUGGUACACACAAAAAUGUACCGAAGCGGCGGCCAAGUAUGGUCCCCUUGCCGAAAGAUGAUAAGCCUUUGGAUCAGAAGAUGGCAGACAGUAUUGCCAAUAUUUUAUUGCGAUUGUCCUUCAUGUUCGGUGAGACAAACCCGAUGGAAUCGUUUGGAAGGAAGUGUAUCCGAAUCCUUAAGUUCUUUAUGAAGAAGGAAAUGUAUUCCACCGCCGAUGUCAAGCUGCAGUGGCUGGAUAAAGUCCUCAAUCCCGAUCAAGCGGCGAAACACAAUACCGCCGACCAAGGAGGACAGGCUGCAUCGAGUAAUGUGUCGGGAAUUUGUUUGGCCCUGGAAACGUUAACUUAUUUCGUUCCCAUCCUCAUGCGCUCGCAUUGUUUAAAUGUGAUCCAUGAUCUUUCUCCCAGUCUGCAGAAAGUGAUGCACCAGUACAACGCUCGCAUCGCCAAGUGUAUGAAUCAGUUGGUAUCAAAACUCUGCGAGACCUGGCCCGGUGACCCGUCGCAACGCAACCUUCCUUCUCAGCUGGAAAGUUUGUACUCCCACAUUAUCAAGACCAUCCACGAGGGCCUUGGUGAGUACGAGAAAACCACACCGGGACACCCGAUUCACAUUUUCUGCACCCUGAUGCUGCUAAAAGCCACCAUGCAGCAUGUUCCUUCCAUUCUCGAGCGUUUUCUUACGAUGAUUGUCAACUGUGCCAAGAAGAUCACGGAUGAGCAUCUGGGUAUUAAAAGCAGCGGACAACAAGCCCAGACCCAGGAUGGGUUGGCGUCGGGUGAAUUGGUGGUGAUUGUGUUGGAUAUCAUUAAAGUGCCCAAGUUCUUUGAUUCCACCUCAGGAAAUUCCCAUCGACAGUCGAUAGUGCAGAUUAUGAACGACUUAAUCAGUCGCGGUACGGAUGUCAGAGUGCAUAGGGCGUUAAUUCAGAUAUUCGACGACUGGUUGACGGCAGUAGAGAAACAGCCGGAACCCAUUUCGUUGUCAGCCAUGAAGGCUGCGCCAGUUCUGCCCGUGCCUGUGCCGACCAAGAAAACCAAAAAGAAAAAGAAUGAGGAAAGGUCGGAAAGUGAGCCGUCGUCCGUGGAUGUAAAGAAAAAGAAGAAGAAAAAUAUGAAGGAUGUCGUUAACGAACCGAUUAUGCCGCCGGCCUUGCCGCCUCCCCCGGAAGAUGUGCAGACGUUGUCGCACAAGGACUUGUCCGCACUGAUCCUGAAGCUGCAAGUUCAGCUGGAGCGUAAAUUUCCAGACGAAAUUGAUCUACAGACGAAGUACACCAACUUGAUUUACAAGAUUGCUUUGUCGGAUGACAAGCGUAUUUUGGACCUGCAGCAGCGUUUGUUUAAUUCCUAUAUGUAUGGCCUACGACACCCGGAUCCAGAGUGGCGGAAAAAGUUCUACACCAUCUACAACAACGAUUAUCCUAAGCAUCUCUACGAUCGCCUGACCUGUCUGUUUAAUGGUUUUAACUGGGAUAUGUGCAGUUACACCUAUUACAUCGGAUUCUGCAUCAACAGCAUCCUGGACGUUGCCAACAAUAUCGACAGCGGUGUGACCAUUGCAAAUGGAAAAACUAUUCAGUCUGUCACGGCCAGUGUACCAGAUGCGUCGGCUUUGCAGACAGGAACGGCAAACCAACGCGACAAGGCGAAUUUGAAUGAGAGUUUCUCGGAAAGUUGUUCGGACAAUGGCACUGUUGAUUCACUAAUGGACGAAACACCGAAGAUGAAGUCGCUUUCGGUGGGUGUAUUGGUUGAGAAGGUGUACAAAUUGAACGAGAUGACCAAAGCCGCUUCGGCGCGAACACUAUUGGAGGGAGUGUAUCAGCUGUGUAACUCCCGAAAUCAACUGGCGCAUGAUGUUUGGACGGCUCUGAUGCCGCAAAUUUGGAAGAUUUUAACGGGCGAGCAAAAAGAAGAAAUUGUGGGCGCUUUCAAAGCCUACUUGAUGCAGCAUACCCACCAGGCACAGCGGGACUUGGCCCAUUUUCCCAUCCAGGCCAUGUUCGAUGCCAUGAGCAAGUGCGAAGGCGCCCAGUUCAAGCUGCAUCCAGUGGCCGUGAUGUUUUUGGGAGAGCGACAAAAUCUGUGGUAUCGAUCGGUGUUUUUGUUAGAAGAGAUGGCCAUUCCGGCUCCCGUGUUGGUGCCGAAUCAGAAGGGCGGCAAUAAAGCUCUGCAACAGUCACCGUCCGAUAAUGACCCUGCCGCUGCUAUGAAUCAGCUGGCCCGCGGGGCCCUGUGGAUGACGGAUGAAUCCUUGGCGCGGAUGUACUCGGCAUUGGGUGAAGAUGAUUUUAUGGCGGCAGUCUGGCAGCUGCGUGGAUUAAUCACACCGAAAUCCGAUCCCCAGGUUCCGCGACCGAUGCCGGAUUUUCGAUCGGGAUUGGGCUUUGAACGCCAGGGAAUGUACUAUGAUGCCAAAGAAAGCUAUGACAAAGCCAUCGAUACGUUCCUGGUGGAGUACCGCGAUAAGUCAGCGCCGGAUACGCAUUUUGGUGAGCUGCAGAUUCUGACCGAACGCUAUGCGGAAAUCCUGCGACAGCUGAAUAUGUGGCCAGCACUGUACCACACCGCGGUUUCCGAGGCGCUGAAUAAUCCAUCGAUGGCGCUGGAGGCCGCAUGGCAUCAGGAUUUAUUCGACGUGGUACCGGCUCUGCUGCAGAGUGCUGGGAAACAGUGUCCACCUCGCGAAGAAUUGAAUUUCGGUUUCUGUAAAGCAUAUAAUGCCAUGCAUAAAGUACUGAAGGAAGGCUUGAACAGCCCACCGUCAGCCUACAAGGAUGAAGGAGUCGAUAAGUUAAUUGAUGUACUGCAGCAAAUGUGUAUCAAAAUGUGGCGUCACCUGCCAAAAACGGGAACGAUGGCACAUCGUCCACUUAUUGAAAUGGCAUGUCGUGUCGGCGAUCUGAAAGAGUUGCUUGGUAUUUUACCGGCUUUACACAGCGCACAACAGUGUAAUCUGCACCACGUUGGCUCGCUACGAAAUAUGGUGAAAAACUGGAAAGUGCGUGUGCCAAGUUCUGGGGAUGAUUUGCGCUUCUGGGGAGAAAUUACAGAUCUCCGCUCGCAAAUCCUUACCCACGUGAUUAACUUGUCCACCGAAGUAUCACAUGCCUGUAACAAUUUGGACAUCACCAACAACCUCACCGCAUUCCCGAUCAUGUCCAUCCAUACGAUCUCACAGAAUCUGUUUAAUUUUUCGAAGGCUGCCAGAUUGCAGCAGCUGCCGCGUUUCGCAGUCGAAAUUCUUAGCCGCAGUGUUCAAACACUACCGGUGGUUCCGCUGGUGGACUGCUUCGAACGGGUCCGCAACCAUGUGAUGGCCUGCUUGGAUCUCUUCAGUCAGACGGGGAAUCGGGAUGAUCUCUUCUCGGCACUGGAAGCCAUUGAAGGCGUUACGACGUCAUACUUCACCAAAGAAAUGAACUCGGAACUGGGCUCGCUGCGUGGUCAAGUCGCUAUGAAACUGCUAAGGCCGGAAGACGGACAGCGGUUACUGUCGAGCGCCGUGCAGCUUUCCGAAAACUGCUGGGACGGUUGGCUGAAAUUUGGAGAUUAUUACGAAGAGCUAUUCUACAAAAAUCCCGCGGAUCUAUCGAAUGCCAAGCGGGCGGUAGUAGCGUACAUUUUUGGCUCGAGAAGCCACACCGAAGCGACAGCUCGUGAAUGUUGCGCCAAAUUGUUAGCCUUGCUCAAUCACGACGAUGCCAGUGGAACUAUCUCUGCUGCCAUUGAUGAAGCUGGAAACAUAAUACCACCCAGCACUUUAGUGUUUUGGGUUCCCCAGUUGAUCCAUUUAAUGAUGCGCGAUGAAACCGCCCAAGCCUCUUUUAACUUGCUAACCCACGUAGCCAAGGGCCACCCGCAGCCGGUAUUCCUGCACGUUCGCACGUAUUUCCGGCUAAUGAAAGUGGUGGAGCUCAGCAAAGAUUCAACAGCUCCUAUGGGCGUCUCCUCCUCCACUGCGCCCACGCCGGUGGAAGUCAAGCAGUUGAACAAGCGGCGACGUAAUCAGCGCGAUUUGCCUCCGUUGCCCUUGGAAGAGAAAAUCGAUCUGGACGCAGCCCACGUGGCCGACGGCGCCAUGGUACGGGCGUCGAGUUUCGUCAUGAACUGCGUGAAUAUUGUCCGGAUCAUCUCGGAGACACAUCCGGUCCUGUGCAAUGCCCUGGAGAAUUUCACGACGCAGAUUAUGGGGAUUACUAUGGCCGCGGAUCGGUGGCAUGAAGAUCUGUUGGCGCAUCUCAUACAGGCCCUGAAGAAAUGUUAUGCGCUGGAGUUUGAAAACCGGGAUAAAGUCAUGCAGGCCAAAAUGACACCGUCGAUGAUCCAGUGUAUGAAUACGAUUGUCAGGAGUUUUGGUACAGGUGUGUAUCAGGAACCGGGAGGCGCCGCGGGGAGUGUGCCGAAGACACUGGGCGAUGUCACAUCCGAAGCCAUCCAACGACGAGCGCAAGCGUUGCAGACGAGCUCGGAGUAUAACAAGCUUCGCAAAGAUUUCGUUAAGGAUUUCGACUGCACUGAAGCGGAGAACCUGAAACUCCAAACCAUGAUUUCCAAAUUGAAGAAGUGGAUCCGCACUUUCGAAAAGGUGAUCAAAUCGCAUCCCGGAUACACGUAUCUGGACAUGCAUCAUCGUCAGCUGAUCAAUUUCACCAACUUCACGGCGGAAAUGGAGCUACCCGGUGACUUUACCAUUCAGCGGAAUCCUCACAUUAACCGUGUCAUGCAGAUCCUGCCACGAAUGGACGUUGUCUUCAAGCAUAACAUCAUAUGCCGGAGGAUAUAUUUUGUCAAUAAUGUGGGCGAGACGAUUCCGUAUUUAAUCAUCGCCGACAAUGCCAACACCCUGCAGGGAAGAAAGGAGGAACGGAUAUUACAGAUGUUCUCAGCUGUCAAUCCAAUUUUUGAAGAAUUUCCCGAAUCGAACAAACGAACGCUGAAGUAUUACGUGCCCAAGGUUACACCCAUCGCCCCGGCUAUUCGACUGAUGGAAGAUAGCCAGAAUUCCGUCUGUAUUUGGGAUGUGUAUAAAAAGUACUGCGAUAAGAAGAAUAUCGAUUCAGAUGGACCGAUCAUGAAAUUCUACGAACGAAUCGUUGCUGUCAUGCACCGAAACAACCAGACGUUAACCAAUGCUACGUUGCGUGAUUGCUUAAAAGAAACCCAGAUUGCGAUGGUCCAGCCUCGGGUGUUGCGAGAUUAUUUUUGGAAACUAUACCCGAAUGCUGACGAAUACUUCUUAUUCCGCCGAACGUUUAUCCGAUCUCAUGCCAUCCUCAGUAUGGCAGAACAUCUGCUGCGUUUGACCAAGCUGGUGCCGGAUAUGAUGCACAUCCACAUUGAGAGCGGUGUGGAAGGUGUUUAUUCCUAUACAUUUGAGAUGGACGACAGAACAGGAGAACGCCUAAUUCAGCGGACUGUACCUUUCCGAUUAACUCCCAAUCUGACUGAGAUCUUUACGGUGUACGGUGUUCAAGGUCCCUUUCAUCAUUCGAUGGUGGCCGCUGCCAGAGCGCUAAAACUCAGCGAAGCGAAAUUCAAGGCGUACGUGAAAACGAUUUUCUCCGAUGAAGUGACAUAUUGGAUGAUCUUCCGUAAAGAGAUGAGCAACAGCUUAGCCUUUGCUGACUCCCAGACCACCGAUAAAGGCGACCCGCUCCCACCGACACCCUCUUCUUCCGCGCCCAAGUCACUGCUGGAGAAGCAGCUGUCCGAGCCGGAUAUGCAGAGUUUAGUGCAGCGCGGUGUUAGUCAGGUGCUGGGUGAUCUGAAUGAACUCGUGCAGUUCCAAGGACACGAGAGUCAUGCGCUCAAAUUGAUCAACAUCGCCAAGAGUCCCGAUAAUCUCUGCCGGAUGGAUCCGUCCUGGCAUCCGUGGUUGUAGACGAACGGAAAAUGCGAUUUGCCCGAUCUGUAUUGUUAGGAACUAAGGGGGUUGGUUCAGAUGUGUUGGUUUGUUGAUAUUUGAUUGCGAUUGAAGUGAUUCUGGAAACCGAAACCGUACCUUUACUUUUGUUGAUAAGUUUUAUUUGUUUGUUAUUGGUUAUUGUUGUGGUGUAGCCUGCCGGUUGCGGCUAUGAGAAUUAAUAUCGUGUCAAUGUUUUGUUGGCAGAAGGUGAAACUUGAUUGCAAAAAAUUAAAUUUGUAAAGAAGCAGAAGCCAUCCGU
Molecule: messenger RNA, 12413 nt
Organism: Paramacrobiotus metropolitanus
Lineage: Eukaryota; Metazoa; Tardigrada; Eutardigrada; Parachela; Macrobiotidae
Product: transformation/transcription domain-associated protein-like
Exons: 33
Coding region: 194-12130 (3978 amino acids)
Biological process (GO): DNA repair; regulation of DNA-templated transcription
Cellular component (GO): nucleus; SAGA complex; NuA4 histone acetyltransferase complex
Molecular function (GO): transcription coregulator activity; protein binding
Source: RefSeq, a predicted model, not a curated record